AUGGCUGGCGUGAGUGAACGUAUUGAACUGGAUGGGCACCCUGCGGCCCAUGGCACGGACGCGCAGUCGACGACGCUAACUCUACCCCCUUCUUUCGGAGAGAGAGCAGCAACCUCAGCAACCCUUCACCCGCCGCCGCUGACCGCCCACCCUCUCCGUCUCCGUCUUCGUCUCUCUGUCUCUCUGUCUCGCUGUCUCUCUCCCUAUUCUUUCCCGUUUCCUUUUCUGCUCGACUGUCGACCCGUCCAUCGUCCACCGUCUGCCGUUCGUCGUCUGCCGUCCGCCGCGCCCACGACUCGAGUGACCGUCCAAUGCACGCUUGAACACCGUCUCGGGAGGCUUGGUACACUGCUGCCAUCUCCGUCGCACCCACGACAGCCUCUCCGCGCCCGCCUGCCGCCGCCUUCUCUUCUCUGUUUUAAUAGCUUUUCUGCUUUCCUUUGUCUCAGGUCCCGUCCUCUCUGCUCCAGGCGCUGUCCCCGUCGACAGCACUUACCACCCACCACCCAGCCUCGACAGUCGUGUGGUAACGAGGUCCACAUGGCUCAGGUACUUGCGCCAAUCUCCCAGACCACCUCGCCCAUUACAAUGCCAUAUUCUCCCGAUGCCUACCCAACCGCGCCGUCGCAACCCCACCAGCAACGCCAGCACAUGCAGCGAAACUACAGCGGGCAGGCUGGGGGCACAGGCUACAGAGGCACUUCGACUCCCAUAGCCCCCUAUGCCUUUGCGAGCACGCCCCAGCUACGCCAGGACAACAAGCCUGCCGCCGUGCAAAACACUCAGCCUCCACAACAGCAGCCUCCCGCCCAUAGACAGCAAGCUCGCCUUGGCCACCCCUCUCAUCCCUCCUCCUCGUCCGACUCCACCGUGUCGACAUCGGGCUCUUCCAGUCGCUCGCUCGCGCACAUCUCGAAAGAUGACAACGACAUCAAGCCCAUUGGUGACUUCACUGCCAUCACACUGUCGACCGCCAUCCCUGACCUGUCGCUCUCGCUCGACGACGCUCCCGUCAAGGCGUCGCCGGGACGCUACAGGCGAGCCGCUGCGAGAACAGACUCCUCGGCCAGCAUAUCGACAGGUGCUUCUACGCCAACAGCGACCCAACGAUCAUCCACAGCAAGCACGCCCACAAACUCGACCCACGACACAUCGGUCGGUGACAACGACUUGACACCAACCGGCAGACCUGGACACAAUCGGGCUAAUAGCGCAGACAACACCCUUGUGCAAGUUGGCACCCAAGACUCUGCGAAACGCUACAGGCGUCGUAGCUUCGCUGGAGUGGAAGGCAAUGAACAACCACCUAGUGCCACUCUGGCUGGGUCUGUCCCAGUGAAAACAGCGGUAACCGGCACUGGGCGGCCUACGUCCAACUCAGGACGGCCCGGCAGCCGACCAGCCUCGAGUCACAGCCACCAAAGACAAGGCAGCGCCAGUAGCAUCCAGUCAAGCACCUCGCCCAAACCACCGACUGCUGCAGCUGCAGAGCCUGCACGACGAACUGCACCCUCUCCUUUGUCACAACCAGUCUCCCCUCCAGAACCAUCGAAUGCGGCGAGAGGGCAGAUUGGCAGCGAAGCCAUGAAGCAUCUCGCAGCUGUGAAUGAGAAGGACAAGGGCAUGAAGUCACGUCUACGAAGAGCCUUCUCUUUCGGCAGCGCCGCCGAGCUGCGACGUGCUUCUGCCGAGAAUGCCAUCUCUGCCGAACGUGCGAGGCUGAGAAAAGACAAGUACCAAACUAAUGAGGAUGCGGAACAGGCCGCCAUCAUUGCAAAGCAGGAAGCUGCUGGCAUUGGCGCUGGUAUCUACUCCGGCCAGGGGGGGAUUGGCUCGAAUGACAACCUCUCCAUCCAGUCGGCUGCUUCGUCCGCCUCCAUCAUGCUUCGAAAGAUGGGUAGCGGGAUGAAAAAGGGCACCAGAUCCAUCAAGGGGCUAUUCCGACCGAAAUCCGUCAUCGGCGUACCCGCUGCUGAUGGGCCCAUCUCUCGGCCCAGCGUUGGUCAGGUCUCAAUGGUCUCUGUUGAAGCAGAACGCCAGAAGGUCAACGUCAACGCAAAAGCCCAGGAUCAGGUCCGUGGUGGUACCGGAUAUCCCAGGCUGGAGCGCAACUCGAUUGAUGCUGGUCGGACUGCCGAGAUUGUCAACGCCGAUGGCUCGAUUGCCAGUGAAAUGGCAAGGAAGAGCAUUGUCGGCGGAGACCGCGAACGUGCUGAGAUCCUUUCCAACAUGAAGAAGGGCAUAUUGAAGCGUAACGGAACCAACUCAGACUCUGGGUCGCCCACCAUUCGACCUCUUGACGGCCCACAACCCACGUUCGCUAUCAACGCGCCGAUUACCCCUACCCACGACAAGGGUAAGGCGAACAGCGACGACUACUUCACGAAACCUCCAAAAAUUACGAACGGAAGUACAAGAAGCCUGCCAGUCACUCCGGCUGCUUCCAGGAAUAUCUCUUUCAGCCCGCGCAUCCAAUUCCACGAUGCAUGGUCACCUCACGAUUACGACCGCCGAGGAGACAUCGCGACCUGCAACAGGCUCACGCCUAUGCUCGCGCAACAAAUCAAGGAGGAACUCAACUCCUUCAAAAUGGAGAUGGAAGUUCAUGAAUCAUCCAAACCCCACACACAUUUCUUCUAA
Ascochyta rabiei is the source of this 2640-nucleotide messenger RNA. RefSeq names its product bud neck involved protein. Gene Ontology annotation, molecular function: actin binding. Bases 1 to 2640 code for a protein of 879 amino acids. NCBI's taxonomy places the organism in Eukaryota, Fungi, Ascomycota, Dothideomycetes, Pleosporales, Didymellaceae. Gene Ontology annotation, biological process: actin cytoskeleton organization. The record is from RefSeq and is a predicted model, not a curated record. The transcript has 4 exons.